Molecule: messenger RNA, 1328 nt
Organism: Ostreococcus lucimarinus CCE9901
Lineage: Eukaryota; Viridiplantae; Chlorophyta; Mamiellophyceae; Mamiellales; Bathycoccaceae
Exons: 2
Coding region: 25-1197 (390 amino acids)
Biological process (GO): protein phosphorylation
Molecular function (GO): ATP binding; protein kinase activity
Source: RefSeq, a predicted model, not a curated record
CGCGCGCGCCCGCGGCGUCGCGCGAUGCCGCACCCCGACGCGACGCUCAUCCCGUGCGCCAACGCCCCCCUCGGCUUCGACCCGGACGACCUCACGCACCGCGACGCGUGGCGCCAAGUCGGCGACGGCUCGUUCGGCAAGGUUUACCGCGGCGAACUCCUCGGCGAACCCGUGGCGAUAAAAGUCACGGCGAACGCGCGACCGGACCGAAUCGCCGGCCUGAAGCGCGAUCUGUGGUACCUGAACGCGUUCGCGCACCCGAACAUCACGCGCGUGUACGGGGCGUUCAUCGAGAGGGGCGAUUGUCACAUGGUGAUGGAGUUCGUGCCGCACUCGCUGCGGAGCAAGCGAGUGGUGAACGAGACGAAUCGAGUGAAGGCGCUGGCGGACGUGGCGAGAGCGCUGACGCGCGUGCACGCGGCGGGACACGUGCAUAGGGAUGUGAAGGCGAGGAAUGUGCUGAUAUCCGAGGAUUAUCAAACGGCCAAGCUGACGGAUUUUGGACUCGCGCGCGUGCUUCCGGGUGGGACGACGUCCGCGCGAGAGGACGUGAACCCGCGGUUGACGCCCAAAAUUGGACCGCCAAAGUAUCGCGCGCCCGAAGUCGAGAGCGGGGCGCCGUACGACUGUUCGAGCGACAUAUACGGGUACGGAGUGAUGUGUUUUCAGCUCGUCGAACAGUUGCGACGACGAACGAGGAAAACGAACGCCGACGAGGUUGAGUUUAUUCGUGAAUUAGGUCGAUUAGCGACGCAGACGAAUCCAGCCAAGCGCCCGACGGCGCGACAGUGCCUCGUGAUGUGCAUGAGUUGGUUGCGCGGCGGCGACGACGUCAUCACCCCAGACAUCUACCCCGGGCGUGACACGUUCAGAGAGAAGUAUUGGGUGCACGAUCCCAUGGACGGGGGCACGUGGAAGCACGACGCCGAGCCUUCAAAGUCACCGAGCGAUUCCGACAGCGAAGACGAACCGCUUUCGCCGAGCGAACGCAUCGUCGUCGACGGCGACGAGUUCGCGCACAACAAUCGAUCCGUGGACGCGCAGCGCGGAACGAAACGCGAUGAACGCGAAGGAAGCGACACGCCGGUGAGUGCACCUCCGAUAAACUCAGCUAAACGCGUGAACUCGACGUCCACGGACCUGCACGUUCGCGGCGAGUUGGAAGCCGUACGUCUCAACGCCAACGGCGUCAAGUGACGAGACUUGUUUUUUUGCCCGCGUCCGCGAUAGCUAGCGCUCGCGAAAGCGACGCCCGCGCGCAUCAGACGCAUCACACGACGACCGACGCGCAUUGUCGAUCGAAUAAGCCGCGGCGCUUUUGUACAUUU